AAAAUAUACAAGCAAAAUCAUCCACAGCUUUUGCCUGCAUAUACAUUUAAUUUCUUUCAUUCAAUUAGGUCAUGGCUUUUCGUGUGAGUCAUUUAAGCCUUGCCCUGAGCCUUAUGGCUCUUGCACUUGCAGGUGUUGCCAUAUAUAAGAACACUUAUGAAGCCAUGAGUAAGGGAUUCCAAACACUUUCUCCAGAGUUGGAUCUGCUGGAGUCAGCAGCCAGCAUUUUAACCCUAAAUAAUAAUGCUGAGCAAAAUUCAGACAGCAAGUUAACUCAACCAUUAUCUCCAUCGGCAUGCAUCUUCUCGGCUGUUCAACGAGUUGUGAACAGAGCAAUUGAUAGAGAAAGACGCAUGGGAGCUUCUCUCAUUCGUCUCCAUUUCCAUGACUGCUUUGUUGAUGGUUGCGAUGGAGGAGUUCUUCUAGACGAUAUUCCUGGAUCAUUCCAAGGGGAAAAAACCUCACCACCCAACAACAACUCAGCCAGAGGUUUUGAAGUCAUAGAACAAGCUAAACAAAGAGUAAAAGAUACUUGUCCCAACACACCUGUAUCUUGCGCAGACAUCUUAGCUAUUGCUGCUCGGGAUUCUGUUGUUAAACUAGGAGGACAAGGCUAUAACGUUGCACUAGGGAGAAGAGAUGCAAGAGCGGCCAACUUCACUGGUGCUUUAACUCAGCUUCCAGCUCCGUUCGACAAUCUAACCGUCCAAUUAAGAAAAUUUAAUGACAAAAACUUUAAUGCCCGGGAAAUGGUGGCGCUAGCCGGUGCCCACACGGUGGGUUUCACCAGGUGCGCCACCGCAUGCAACAGCAACUUCGUUAACCCAGCGGCACGUCUUCAAUGCAACUGCUCCGUCCCCCAGAACGACACCAACUUGCAACAACUGGAUAGAACUCCUGCAGUGUUCGACAGAGUUUACUUCCAGGACUUAAACAGGAACCAGGGUAUACUUUUCUCGGAUCAAGUGUUGACGGGGAAUACCACCACUGCUGCUAUUGUUACAACCUACAGCAAUAAUGGUGCUGUUUUCCUUGGAGAUUUUGCUGCUGCUAUGAUCAAGAUGGGAAACUUGCCUCCCUCACAGGGCGUUCAAUUGGAAAUUCGUGAUGUUUGUAGCAGGGUCAAUCCCAGCUCUGUGUCUUCUAUGUGAAAGGAAAACUUGAAUUUGGCAAAAAGGAAUUCAUGAACUCACUAUUAGUUGGUUGAUGUUUUCUUACAAUAAAAGAAUCACUGGUUCCAGAAUGUGGUUCUAGUAUUUGUUUUAUAAUUUGUAGUAAUAUUUGGUUUCGCUCUUCUUGUAUAAUCAUUUGAUUCCAUGUAUAUGUUCCAAAAUUAAUGUACUCCUAUAUUAUUUUUCCAGUAUUGAAAAAUUCUGAAUCAGUUAAGGA
This is a messenger RNA of Nicotiana attenuata, 1389 nucleotides long. Its product is annotated as suberization-associated anionic peroxidase-like. The record is from RefSeq and is a predicted model, not a curated record. Gene Ontology annotation, molecular function: heme binding; peroxidase activity. Bases 72 to 1151 code for a protein of 359 amino acids. Gene Ontology annotation, biological process: hydrogen peroxide catabolic process; response to oxidative stress. The transcript has 3 exons. NCBI's taxonomy places the organism in Eukaryota, Viridiplantae, Streptophyta, Magnoliopsida, Solanales, Solanaceae.